AUGGUGGAUAGAGCACUUGCACAUGUAGCUGAGCUAGCGAGUGUUGCUGCUGAGACUUCACCUAGGGAUGAUAGGGACAUCUGGGGGCUCCAUUUGGCUCCUGUAGCGACCAGGAAAACCCUUGAAUCGCGACUCGCUCCGUCGCUCGUCACCAUUUUCGUCCCUCCCCACGUCCGCGCCUUCUUCCCGGGCUUCCACGGCACCCAGCUCCUCCCCGCCUCCGACGGCUCCGGCCCGCACCCGCACCUCGUCCUCGACGACCUCGCCGCCGGCCUCCGCCGCCCGUCCCUCAUCGACAUCAAGAUCGGCGCGCGCACCUGGUACCCCCCCGCCCCCGACGACUACGUCCGCAAAUGCCUCAAGAAGGACCGCGACACCACCAGCCUCGCCCUCGGCUUCCGCAUCUCCGGUGUGCGGAUCCACCAGGGCGGCGACGCCGGCUUCUGGCGGCCCGAUCGCGAGGCCGUCCGGCGGUUCACCGCGGAGGACGUCAAGCGAGCGCUCCGGCAGUUCGUGUCCUCGAAUCCGGCGUCGGAUCCGGGCCCGCCGGACUGCGCCUUCGCCUCCGCUGUGUACGGCCGGUCGGACGGGGUUCUGGCGCAGCUGCUGGAGCUCAAGGCGUGGUUCGAGGACCAGACGCUGUUCCACUUCUACUCGGUGUCGGUGCUGGUGAUGUACGCGAGGGAGGAGGUCGAGGCCAGGAGGGCCGGCGGCGGGGUUAGGGUUAAGCUCGUGGAUUUCGCUCAUGUGAUGGAGGGGAAUGGGGUUAUCGACCACAAUUUCUUGGGGGGGCUCUGCUCGCUGAUCAAGUUCAUCUCGGAGAUCCUCACCGACCCGGAUGAGUGCUUGGCCGAACCCAACAAGGCGCACUUGAGCUUCGAGAAUGGGAGCUGAGGGAACGGCAACAGCAUGGUGGUUUGUUUUUUUGGUAGCCCACUCAAAAUCUUCGAUUUGAUUUCGCUUUCUGAUACUGGAGGCAUGGCUAACUUUGCAGCUUUUAAUUUCUGGGCCGGCCCAAAUGGGCUCGGGCCGGGCUGGGGCCUUGUUCCUUAAAAAUUUUUCGGGCCCCGGCCCGGCCCGAAGCCUGGAAAAAAAAUUCGGGCCGGGCUUGGGUAGGGGUUUGGCCCGACCCGGCCCGGC
This is a messenger RNA of Phoenix dactylifera (date palm), 1140 nucleotides long. RefSeq names its product inositol polyphosphate multikinase beta-like. Gene Ontology annotation, biological process: inositol phosphate biosynthetic process. Lineage: Eukaryota; Viridiplantae; Streptophyta; Magnoliopsida; Arecales; Arecaceae. Gene Ontology annotation, cellular component: nucleus; cytoplasm. Gene Ontology annotation, molecular function: inositol tetrakisphosphate kinase activity; inositol-1,4,5-trisphosphate 3-kinase activity. The record is from RefSeq and is a predicted model, not a curated record.